AUGGAAGAAACAAGGCGUCUACUUCAAUGGAAUAGGGAUGAACCUACUGUACCUAUUGUACAACUUGAACUGAACAUUGAACAGUCAGAGGAAGGAGACUUUAGUAAGACUAUCACUCAAGUUGAGCCACGUAUGGUUAGAAGGAACCAACCCAAUGGAGGAAAUAAUGGACGUGUAUGUAAGUACAAGGAUUUCAUGGCAUCCAAGCCACCAAGCCUUCCUGGAAGCCCAACACCAAUGGAAGUCAUGGAUUGGAUCUCCGAGAUGGAGAUGAUGUUUGAAAUUUGUGAUUGCAGCAACAAACAGAAGACUGCUCUCAUGGUUACACUGUUGAAGACUGGGGGAAGAAUGAGCGUCAGAGAGUAUGUUGCAAGUUUUGUGGAGAAAAGGAAGCUUGUUUCUUAUUUGGUUCCAACUGAACUCUCCAUGGUCAAAAAGUUUGCCAAUGGAUUACUAAUAGAAUUUUGUCUAAUGGUCAAACAUGGAACCACCCUGAAAGCUGUCAUCUGGGCAGCUAAGAAUGUUGAGACCCAGUUAAGGGAAAAGGGUCUAGAGAGAAUUGAGGUAGGAGAGAAGAGGAAGUUUGAUGGAUCUUCAAGACUCGACAAUAAAAAUAGGUUCCCAAAGUAUGACCCCAACAACAAGAGGUAUAGGGAUAGCAAUGAAGAAAAGUUGUGUGAGAAGUGCAAAAAGAAGUACUAUGGGAGAUGCUACGGAGAAGUGACUUGUUAUAAGUGUGGGAGGAUCGGUCACUAUUCCAAGGAUUGUGCGUUUAAUGAUAAGUUAUGCUACGGAUGUGAAGACAAGAGGCAUAUGUCAAAAGAUUUCCCGAAGCAAAAUGAAGCAACAUGA
This is a messenger RNA of Lactuca sativa (garden lettuce), 852 nucleotides long. The record is from RefSeq and is a predicted model, not a curated record. NCBI's taxonomy places the organism in Eukaryota, Viridiplantae, Streptophyta, Magnoliopsida, Asterales, Asteraceae.